Molecule: messenger RNA, 1629 nt
Organism: Oppia nitens
Lineage: Eukaryota; Metazoa; Arthropoda; Arachnida; Sarcoptiformes; Oppiidae
Exons: 5
Biological process (GO): carbohydrate metabolic process
Molecular function (GO): hydrolase activity, hydrolyzing O-glycosyl compounds; oxidoreductase activity
Source: RefSeq, a predicted model, not a curated record
AUAUCACCGAUCAUUUCGUGGUUUAUUUCCGGUGCAAUAUAUCGCAAGAUUUGUACCGAAAAAAUAUCGAUUAAUAAUAAAGCAAUUCUUAUAACUGGUUGCGACACAGGUUUUGGUCAUCAAUUAGCCAUAAAAUGUGAUAAAUUAGGAUUUUAUGUCUUCGCCGGUGUUCUAAAUCCGGAUCAAUUGGGUGCUCAAGAAUUAGAAAAAGUUUGUUCAAAUCGAGUGGAAGUGAUUAAAAUGGAUGUCACUAAUUAUGACGAUGUGGUUAAUGUCAUAAAUAAGAUCAAAAGCUCAGGACUUGAAUUGUGGUCAGUUGUCAACAACGCUGGCAUUACUAUUAGUGCUCCGAUUCAAUGGGGAUAUGAUGUCAAAGAGUUGACUAAUAUAUUAGACGUUAAUGUUUUUGGUGCCGUCAGAGUCACCAAACUAUCGAUGCCUUUACUCAGACAAUCUAAGGGUAGAGUUAUUAAUGUGUCGAGUCUUGCAGGUCGCACCACAUAUGAUGGCAUUACAUAUUAUUCAAUGUCCAAACACGCCAUCAGAUCUUUUUCGGAUGGAUUGCGUAACGAAAUGACAAAAUUUGGUAUAAAUGUUAUAAAUAUAGAGCCCGUACUCUAUAAUACAUCAAUUAUGGAUUGGGAUCGUAUGAGAAGUACUUUUAUUAGUGUUUGGGAUCAAACUCCUGAAGAAGUGAAGACUUUUUUUGAUAAAAACUUUUUGGAAAAAUACGAAAAAUCGCUAAAAACUGUACUAAAAAGCACUCGAAAUAACAUCAAUGAAGUGAUCGAUAAUAUGAUUAAAGGCAUUGUUCUCAAAGAGCCUCAAACUGACUACAAAUGCGGCGAUAUAAUGAUUUGUAGUCAAUAUUUACAACUUGUUUGGAGCGAUGAAUUCAAUGGACAAUCGCUGGACUUUAAUGAGUGGGAUGUCGACAAUCAAUGGAUUUCUGGCAACUGCAAUGGUAUUGAACUAAUUAACUGUUUUGUUAACGAAACCAAAAACAUACAAUUAAGAGACAAUUGUUUAGCGAUGACAGCCAUUCGUGAAAAUAAAGUCCAUUUUGAUAAACAAUUUACUUCAGCAAAGAUUACUACAAAGAAAAGUUGGACUUUUGGUAGGUUUGAGAUCAGAGCUGCUCUGCCUUCCGGCAAAAUGUUGAGACCAUCGAUAUGUUUAAUACCUGUAAUAGACAGUAAUAAUUGGGCCAUUGAUGGACAAAUUGAUAUCAUGACUAACUCACAGAAGCCAACCCUUGGCAAUGGUGUACACUUUAGUGCUUCGCCUGCAAUAUACAGACCAAACAAAUAUGAAUUUAUUGCUAAACCUAAUGAAUCUUACGAUCACUUUCAUACUUAUGCUAUCGAAUGGACUCAAACACAGAUUCGUUGGUUUUUUGAUAAUAACAAUCAUUUGACAUUUAAUAUAAACGAAACGUUAAAGUUUAAUCAUUACAAUCAAUUGGGACAACCAUUUGAUAAGCCCUUCAAAUUGACGAUAUCUCUGGGCGUCGGAGGAAUAUUUUUCCCAAAUCAACAGUUAGAUUACAAUGACUACUAUGAGUGGCAGUGCUCUGCACUUAUCAUGGAUUACAAAUCAGAUAUGCAAUUAUAUUAUGUCAUCAAUUAG